AUGAUUGGUGCCAAAUCGGCGACUGUUUUCGACUGUGCACAUCAACGUCUUCUCCUGGACAGAACGGCCUUCCGAGCGAUUCAGCACGCCGUAGAUGAGAUCCUGCACAUUUGUCACGUCGACAUGCACAUCAAGGUGACUUUUUCUUUAGUUUUUUACAUUUAGAGGUGACAUUUUAUACGAUGGAACAUGCCUGACAAAAUUUGAAUAUAAGGGAUUGAUCGUAUUUUACCCGUUCUCAAGUUACUCUCUAAAAAAUUCCAGGUCGAAUUUUCCGAAUUCCAAUCGUCUCACGUCUCUUUCCGCCACAAAUUCCCAUCUCAUCAUGAAGCAAUUCAUUUCGUCAAAGAAGCCUUUGAUUAUGUUCACACCCACCCAGUUGGAAGUGUUCCUCUUCGUCCAGAACAUGAGAAUUUUAUUUUGAGAACAUUUGAACGCAACAUUCAUCAGAAGUGGAUUGAUUUGGGAGAAGAGGAGGAUCAUGAUGAAGAUGUUGUUAUAUUCGAAGGGUUUGUUAGACUGCCCAAGGAAGUGCAAAAAAUGAUAAUGUAAGCAAAAGACAUUGCUCCAUCGUAUUUUACAAAGAUUGUCAUGCUUUAGGGUCAUUUUAUACGAUAAAAAGUGUUUUUUUAAAGAAUUGAUCGUAUAAGACGUCACUAGUGUAAAAAAUGUCGAAGAUUCAUGAAUCGCGUCUAUGACGGGACACCGAUGAGUAGUUACACCUUAUUGCUGACGAAAAGUGACAUUUUAUACGAAAAAAUAUGUUUUUAAAAGUAUUCAUCGUAUAAGAUGUCACUUGUGUAAAAAAUGUCAAAAAUUCAAGCAUCGAAUUUUCGAUAGUCUACUUGUAAGUAGUUACACCAUUCUGCUUGCAAAAAGUUACAUUUUAUACGAUGAAAAGUGUUUUCGGAAGAUUGGACAAUUUUCUUCGUAUAAGAUGUCGCCAUACUUUAUAAUUCGUUGACAAUUUUCUUUGCAGCGCAAUGAUACCCUCUGAGCAUUCGGACGGCGCCAAAUGCACGGUGGUGUCGGAUCUGAUCCAUAUUCGAAUGGCCUCCAAACAUCUGCGAUCCCUGGGAAAUGAAAUCAUAAGCGAACAUAUCUUGUCGUUUGACUGUGUUGCCGCCUUCUAA
This is a messenger RNA of Bursaphelenchus xylophilus (pine wood nematode), 1133 nucleotides long. NCBI's taxonomy places the organism in Eukaryota, Metazoa, Nematoda, Chromadorea, Rhabditida, Aphelenchoididae. The record is from the annotation of a GenBank genome assembly.